GAUCUCUAGGGAGCGUGAGUUGGCUUUUCCCGGAGUGGCGUAGUCCCUCUGUGGGACACCGAUCGUCCAUCCCCUGGGCAUUUCUGGGUCACAAUGGCAGGGGGACUGGACGCAGUACUGGCCAGAACCAAGGAUGUGUUCAAGAGGAAUGGGCUCCUUAUCCUCUCGGUGCUGUCUGUUAUUGUGGGAUGUCUCUUGGGAUUCUUCCUUAGGACGAGACGUCUCACUGAGCAGGAGAUUAGUUACUUUCAGUUUCCCGGGGAACUCCUCAUGCGGAUGCUGAAGAUGCUCAUCCUACCCCUUGUGGUAUCCAGCUUGAUGUCUGGAUUGGCUGCCCUUGAUGCUAAGACAUCCAGUCGCUUGGGUAUUUUCACCAUUGCCUACUACUUGUGGACCACCUUUGUGGCGGUGAUUGUGGGAAUCAUCAUGGUAUCCAUCAUCCACCCUGGGGGUGCCGCCCAGAAGGAGAACACCGAACACAGUGGGAAGCCGGUUAUGAGCUCAGCGGACGCUCUGCUGGACCUGAUUCGGAACAUGUUUCCUUCAAAUCUAGUCGAAGCAACUUUUAAGCAGUAUCGCACUAAGAAUAUACCAGUGGUAAAAAGUGGGAAGACGACAUCAUCGGAAAGUGUAACUCACAGAAUCCUCAUCUAUGGGAUCCAGGAUGAAAACGGAUCACAUAUACAGAACUUUGCUCUUGAUAUAACCCCUUCUCCAGAUGUAGUCUACAAGUCAGAGCCUGGAACCAGUGAUGGGAUGAACGUACUUGGAAUUGUCAUAUUCUCUGCCACCAUGGGUAUAAUGCUGGGCCGCAUGGGAACAAGCGGAGUACCUCUUGUUAGUUUCUGCCAGUGCUUGAAUGAGUCCGUCAUGAAAAUUGUAGCUGUUGCUGUGUGGUACUUUCCCUUUGGGAUUGUCUUCCUUAUUGCGGGCAAGAUCCUGGAAAUGGAUGACCCUACAGCCAUUGGGAAGAAACUUGGAUUUUAUGCCAUCACUGUGGUGUGUGGACUGGUGGUGCACGGCCUCUUUAUUCUUCCCCUCAUGUAUUUAUUUAUCACUAAGAAGAACCCCAUUGUCUUCAUCCGAGGAGUCCUACAAGCUCUGCUCAUAGCACUGGCCACGUCCUCCAGUUCUGCCACACUGCCAAUAACAUUCAAGUGUCUUCUGGAGAACAACCACAUAGACAGACGUAUCGCAAGGUUUGUGCUGCCUGUUGGGGCCACUAUCAAUAUGGACGGGACCGCCUUGUACGAAGCAGUAGCUGCCAUCUUUAUUGCUCAAGUGAACAACUAUGAGCUGGAUUUUGGACAGAUCAUCACAAUCAGCAUUACAGCAACAGCAGCCAGCAUUGGGGCAGCAGGGAUUCCCCAAGCCGGCCUGGUGACCAUGGUGAUCGUGCUGACCUCUGUUGGCUUGCCCACUGAUGAUAUUACCCUGAUCAUAGCAGUAGACUGGGCGCUAGACCGCUUCCGGACCAUGAUAAAUGUUCUUGGAGAUGCACUGGCAGCCGGGAUCAUGGCACACCUCUGUAGGAAAGACUUCGCUAAACAGAGUGAUGAGGUUCCUCUCAUUUGUGAAACCAAGCCAAUAAGUAUCCACCAGAUCAUGGCGUAUCAGCGGAAUGGAUGUGUGAAGAGCCGCAGUGCCCCUCACCUUUCACACACAGCACAAGAAUUUCACCAAGUUCAAGUGGAUCCUGAACCUGAAGCUCCAGAACCCUCCGAUAAAUGCACAGAAAAAGAUCACUGUACGAUAGAGAUCAGCGAACUCGAGACUAAUGUGUAACUGCAGGUUAUGGUCUCCUCAGGAACAGAGCAGGUUCUACAUCAAUGUGCGCCUGGAGAUGACAAUGGAAUGAGAAUGAUGUUUGACACAUCACUUAGUAUGACCACUAUAACCAGAAAAGGAGGGCACGGCAAAAUACCCGGUUCUUUAUCCGAAGGUCUUUAUUAUAAACUCACAUUAACCUGACUGCCAACUCGGAACGAUCUUACUGUUGCAGGUGUGCAGGACAUAUGUUGGGGACAGUUUUCCAUUAUAUACAUUACCAUCCAGUUGCCACCAUAGUUACGCUGCAUAAUCAACAGUGCAAAUAUAUAAAGAUAAGGAAGUUUACAUGACUAACCUCAUUUGGUAAAGAAAAUUUUAUAAAAUGUUAUAUAUUUGUGUUUGUAAAGUAGAAACAAAACUUGUGCCUACAAUCCUCUGCUUGAAAUAACAUUCAACUUUAUUGUGUCUUGUUUGUUUUAGGGUCAUUUGAUCUAUUUUAAUAUGAACUCUAUAGGAUUUAAAUUACGUUUAUCUAAGGUGAUGAUCAGGCUGAUGUAACUAGAUGCCUCAGGUGAAGACCACAUUUAAUGGGUUCGGACAGGAUUAGAAAAAUCUUCCAAAAAUAAUGCCACACAGGUCCACAAGUGUUGGUUGUAUUGCAGCUCAGCUUUGAAGGGGUACUUUAAAGGGGUUCUCCAAAGGAUAGGGGAUAAGAUGUCUGAUCGCGGGGGUCCCCGCCGCGAUCUCGGUUGCGGCACCCCAGACAUCCGGUGCUUAGAGCAAACUUUGCUCCGUGUUGGAUGACUGGUGACGGAGGCUUGGGAUGUCACGGCCACGCCACCCUUGUGAUGUCACGGCCUCGCACCCUCAAUGCAAGUCUAUGGGAGGGGGCGUGACGGCCGUCACGCUCCCUCCCAUAGACUUGCAU
Molecule: messenger RNA, 2698 nt
Organism: Hyla sarda
Lineage: Eukaryota; Metazoa; Chordata; Amphibia; Anura; Hylidae
Gene: SLC1A7
Product: solute carrier family 1 member 7
Exons: 11
Coding region: 94-1785 (563 amino acids)
Biological process (GO): L-glutamate transmembrane transport
Cellular component (GO): plasma membrane
Molecular function (GO): glutamate:sodium symporter activity; L-glutamate transmembrane transporter activity; neutral L-amino acid transmembrane transporter activity
Source: RefSeq, a predicted model, not a curated record